Otolemur garnettii (small-eared galago) is the source of this 1624-nucleotide messenger RNA. It is a transcript of the gene CHST12, whose product is annotated as carbohydrate sulfotransferase 12. Bases 126 to 1394 code for a protein of 422 amino acids. Gene Ontology annotation, cellular component: membrane. NCBI's taxonomy places the organism in Eukaryota, Metazoa, Chordata, Mammalia, Primates, Galagidae. Gene Ontology annotation, biological process: proteoglycan biosynthetic process; carbohydrate biosynthetic process. The transcript is spliced from 2 exons. Gene Ontology annotation, molecular function: sulfotransferase activity. The record is from RefSeq and is a predicted model, not a curated record.
GAAUUGCAGAGGGCAGAGUCUGGGAAGGCUCCAAAGGGAGCGGUUCCUCCAAGGCAAUGUCCCUUCUCUCCAGGAAGCUGCAGUGAGCAGACCCUCUGGGGCCCCAGCAGGGCCAGCUGGGGAGCAUGGCCAAGCCCCGGCUCUUCCGGGUGUGGCUGGCUCUGGGGUCCGUCCUCAUGAUCCUGCUCAUCAUCGUGUACUGGGACAAUGUGGGAACCGCCCACUUCUACUUGCACACGUCCUUCUCCAGGCCGCACCCUCUGGGGUCCCUUCCCACCCCCAGGCAGGGGGAGGAGCUGGAGGUGGCGGCUGAUGCGGAAGUGGACGAGUUUCUGGAUAAGCUGCUCAGUUCUGGUGUGAAGCAGAGCGACCUUUCCAGAAGGAAAACAGAGGAGCAGCCGCCUAUGCCAGCCUCCAGCCGGCCUGCGCUGAGCCGUCAGGAGGAGAGCGUGAGGGGCUAUGACUGGUCCCCGCACGACUCCCGGCAGAGCCCAGACCAAGGCCAGCAGCAGGCCGAGCGCAGGCGCGUUCUGCGGGCCUCCUGUGCCAACGCCAGCCUGGCCUUCCCUACGAAGGAGCGCACUUUCGACGACAUCCCCAACUACGAACUGAACCACCUCAUUGUGGACGACCGCCAUGGUGUCAUCUACUGCUACGUGCCCAAGGUGGCCUGCACCAACUGGAAGCGCGUGAUGAUCGUGCUGAGCGAGAGCCUGCUAGACCGGGGCGCGCCCUACCGCGACCCCCUGGACAUCCCGCGGGAGCACGUGCACAACUCCAGCACCCACCUGACAUUCAACAAGUUCUGGCGCCGCUACGGCAAGUUCUCCCGCCACCUCAUGAAGAUCAAGCUGAAGAAGUAUACCAAGUUCCUGUUCGUGCGCGACCCCUUCGUGCGCCUCAUCUCUGCCUUCCGCAGCAAGUUCGAACUGGAGAACGAGGAAUUCUACCGCAAGUUCGCUGUACCCAUGCUGCGGCUAUAUGCCAACCACACCAGCCUGCCGGCCUCGGUCAGCGAGGCCUUCAGCGCCGGCCUCAGGGUGUCCUUCGCCAACUUCAUCCAGUACCUGCUGGACCCACACACCGAGAGGCUGGCGCCCUUCAAUGAGCACUGGCGGCAGGUGUACCGCCUCUGCCACCCAUGCCAGAUUGACUAUGAUUUUGUGGGCAAGCUGGAGACGCUGGACGAGGACGCCUCCCAGCUCCUGCGGCUCCUCCGGGUAGACAGGCGCCUGCACUUCCCACCCAGCUACCGGAACAGAACUGCCAGUAGCUGGGAGGAGGACUGGUUUUCCAAGAUCCCUCUGGCCUGGCGACAGCAGCUGUACAAACUCUACGAGGCUGACUUUGUUCUCUUUGGCUACCCCAAGCCUGAGAAUCUCCUCCAAGACUGAGCGUGCGACUUCACGUCCCUCUGGGUUUGACCUGCAAAGGUCCCAUGUGCCUGUCGGGAGGCACCUAAAAAACCCGGAAUCAACCCCACACACACUCCAGUUUUUUACAUGACCUACGAUUUUGCGAUCUGGACAUCUUGUUUACUCCACUGCCUCUAUUCACUGAGUACUGUGCUGAUAUUUUUUUUAAGAUUAAUAUAUUUCAGAUAUUUAAUAUGAAACGUGGGAGG